UGGCGCCGCGGGUACGAGGCUAGAGUUUAUUUACUUUGAGUUCGAUUACGUAGAGUGCAUGCACGUUAUCAAGUUAGGAUAGGUGAACCAUGAUGGGGGAUCCGGGAAGGAGUAACACAGCGUCUCUAUGAUUUCUCGCAGAAUUCCUGUAUGGAGUGGAACACUAAUGGCUGAUUACAUUUCAGUGUAGAACAAGGGUACAGUACCAACUGUAGUCUGUCAUCAGAUGCACUGAGUUAGUGUACACUGCUAGGAACACAUCUUCAAGCCACAUCCAACUAUGGCCCGUAUUUCUCUGAAGAAGGGAUUGACGCUGGCAAUAGCCUUUGCUGUGGUGUAUAUCUUGGGUCUAAAGUCAUGUUGGCUGAAGAAUAAAGGAUUGAUUGAAAAGAGACAGAUGUCAGAUUUAAGUAAUGAUGAAGAAAUAGAAGCUGGUUUUCCAGUUGCGGACACAAAUCUGAAGGAUGAACAGGCAUGGUUGAAAAAGAUGGACGAAAAACACGAAACCCGCAUUAAUGCUCUUCGCAGAGCAUGUUCAGAUCAUUACAACAUGUCGUUAGAGAGUGUGACUUCACUGGCGACUCAGCCAGGCAGACUACGGCCCCUGAUCGUAAAUGACGAACACCAGUUUAUCUACAGCAUCGUCUACAAAGUGGGUUCCACUAAUUGGGAACGAUUGCUGGUUGAAGACCUUGGUGGUUACAAGAACGUGCCCAAUCAGAAGUUGUAUAGCCAUAAAGCUAUUCACUGGAUGCCUAGGUUCAAUUCGACAGAUAUUCAGCAGCGUCUGUCUAAAUACACAAUCUUUAUGUUUGUUAGGAAUCCCCUAGCCCGAAUUCUGUCUGCGUACAGAGAUAAGUUUGUCAACCACCACAACAGCGUUUUCUCGAAAAUGGGCCGAAGCAUCGUCGAAAAUUACCGCGAGAAGUCUGACGGCUCGCCGGCCACGGGAAACGUGACCCUGACCGAAUUUGUGAGGUACCUGGUGGACUCGCCCGCGCAUCGGGCGAACCCUCACUGGAAACCGAUAUUUGGUCAGAACCUUCCGUGUCAGAUAAGAUACGACAUCGUUGGCAAGCUGGAGGAAGCUGCCGACGACAUCCCCUAUGUGCUGAGGCGGCUCCGGAUCGAUCAACUAGUCAGCUACGCACAGGGACAGAAGAAAAGCACCUCGGAAAAAGAUUUGUUACGGAAACACUUUUCACAGGUGCCAAACGACCUGCUCCAGAAGCUGUGUUUGAUAUACCGGGCGGAUUUUAUUUUGUUUGGUUAUGACAUUCCUGAAAGAAAUACAGAAGUAUGAACUGUUGUUUUUCUGACUGUGACCAAAGCUUCCUGAGGCGAUGUUCCCUGGGUCGCUUAAUGAAUUUACCAUAAGUCCCAUUGCGCAUUAGUCUUACUUAUAGGUCAGGUCCUUUGAAUUUUAACACGCAGCGGGUAUAUAUUGAGCCACAGCCGUUUUCCAAUACUCAACUUCGUCUCCGUCUCAGGCUUCGUCGCCGAAACCAAUUCCCAAUUGUGGACCCGAAUUAAGUUGAAGUACAGUGGUUAAAUCACAGCUUCUUGUGGUUAUCAGCCCACUAAGCAGUGUCCAUUUCACAUUCAUAUGCUCGCGUAUACACACAUAGGUGUUUUAGAAUAACCGCACAACUGGCGAUAUUACCUCCGAGUUUUCCCAGCCGCAUAGGCCUAUCCCACAUUCACUCCAUUUUGAAUGGUCCUUCCGAUUGUGAUUUAGAUGCAGAUACAUGUGUAUACAAAGCGAACGUACACAUGGUGAUAUAGGCAUGGGUGUCCAUUGUGUUGAGGGUAAGGGUGCUUCCCCCCUCCCCCCAAAUAAAAAAACUAAAAAAUAUAUAAAGAAAAACGGGUAAAAAUGAAAGGAGCGGAAGGGAAGGGGAUCAUGACCGGAUGAAAAUCCGCAAUGUACCCGGAAACAACUUGGAAUGUACCCUCUUCCCUACGGAGCCUAACGGUUUGCUAGUUCGCUGCUUUGCUCCUCUGAAAAAAAUCUUGGCAAUACCCUCGAGCGUAAGCUCUGUCUCCAAUCUCGUUUGACAAGUUCAAAUGCCUAGUAGAGCUGACGUCAUUUCAAAUUUAACUAAAUAGACUAAAAUUGUCAAACUUUCUUUUGUUUCUAAAAUGACCUAUUAGGCGUGUGUGCCUGAAAUGUCGACGUGAGUUUACUUGUCUGAUGCAACUACACGAAGUUGCAGGUGGAAACUUUCCGUCAGUUUUCUUGAUUCAUGAAUUUUCUUAUAAUAGACCUAUAUUGAUAGUUACAUUGGUUUAUUAAUUUCACUCGUACAUUUUCGAAAUGGCAGGAUAUUUGUAAAUUUUUACUGUUUGUACAUUUUGACAUUUGUAUUUGGUAGUCAUGGUAUUCAUUAUUUAUAUCUGUACGAGCGUUUAUACAGUAUAUCGUCAAAGUUAUGUGGAAAUUUCCAUUCCAGUAGAGAACUAGAAGUUGGUUAGAAUUCCAAGAAACGUAUGAAGUAACUAUAGGUAUACCGUAAGGUGCAAUAAUCACAGAUCGGACAUGUAAUUUUCUGAUUAAUAUAUAAGGCCCUCCUCCAUCUGAUAUGAUUACGUUGUAUUCAUGGCACGUAUAUGUGGUUUAUUUUGCGUUUUCAUGGUCUGCGUUUUUCAGGUCGUGUUGCAAGCAGGUAUCUACAUGUACCUGUACGUACUUGGCAUACGAAGAGUGUUGCAACAUUCCACUUUUUGAUCCAGUUUAUUAGCUUUAUCUUGUUUGAAAUUUAUGUACAAUGUAUUAAAUAUACCAACAACCGAGGUUUCUUGAAACACUAA
Molecule: messenger RNA, 2811 nt
Organism: Acanthaster planci (crown-of-thorns starfish)
Lineage: Eukaryota; Metazoa; Echinodermata; Asteroidea; Valvatida; Acanthasteridae
Product: carbohydrate sulfotransferase 14-like
Biological process (GO): carbohydrate biosynthetic process
Cellular component (GO): membrane
Molecular function (GO): sulfotransferase activity
Source: RefSeq, a predicted model, not a curated record